AUGGAAGCACCCAACUCGAGCUACCAGAGAUUCAACAACAAAGAUUCCAACAGUCAAUUUUUCAACGAAUCGAGCUCAAUCAACUUGACCAGCCUGCCUCGCCAACAGACGCACGUCCCUUCAAAUCUAGAUUUAUGCAACGAUGAAUUGUUCGAUGAACUCUUCCCCAACAACGAAAAGCUUCCGCCCAGCACGCUAUCUAGCAAUAACCCCUCCCCAAGUGCUCCCCAAUCUGUCCUCUACGGCCACAUAGCAAACGAGCUGCGCAAAAACAGCAUGCCAGAAGCACCAAGACCACAAAGCACAAGUACUCUUCUCCAGACGCUCUUUCCUCACUCUCUUCCACAGCAACUGAGUAACCUUCGAAUGAGUUCUGGAGAAAUGCCAGCACAAUCGUCCCAUCACCGGAAUCGAAACCAGCUCAGCGAAUCAAGUGCCAUCGAGCAGCACAUGAUGUACUUGAUGGAUCAAACUCCCAAUCCAGUUCCUCUGCAAAUCUCAGAAGUUCCCGAGCACGAAGAACGGCAAAUAAAAGCCGAGCCACCAGCCAGUCCGGAUUCAAAUGGGCACGGUCAAGAUUUGUGGAUGCCUCCUAAUUCGUCUCAUCAUUCCAGUUAUGCGAAGAGUAGGAAUUCCAGCGUCGAUUCAGAUGAAGAUUAUGUUCCAUCGCUCUCCAAUACUACCAAAGAGCUGGUUUCGAACAUGAUAAAAUCUGAGCCGGUGGACAUUGAGGAGCUGACGAAGAAGCGCUCAAAACGUGGCCGGAAACGAAAAUCAACAGAAUCAGAAAACGAGCUCACCCGUGCCUACGACCGGGAAAGCAACGAAUACAAGAAGAAGCGCCUAAGAAACAACAUCGCCGUUCGAAAAUCGCGAGAUAAAGCGAAACAGCGACAAAUGGAGAUCCAGCAUAAACUGAUGGAACUAGCCGAAGAAAACAAGAGCCAAAAGCAAGUCAUCGCCAAGCUCAAGGAAGACUUCGAUAAGCUGGAAAGCUGCUUCAAAGAUCGAAACUCACGGCUUGAGGAAUCGAUAAAACUCAACGUCCGUAUGCGUCAAUUCAUCAAUGACCUUCCCCGAGUUCCAGCCCAAGUUCAGUAUUUAACACCCCCUUCCCUUUUCGAGCCCAUCUGA
Molecule: messenger RNA, 1134 nt
Organism: Oikopleura dioica
Lineage: Eukaryota; Metazoa; Chordata; Appendicularia; Copelata; Oikopleuridae
Source: the annotation of a GenBank genome assembly